Messenger RNA from Adineta ricciae, 702 nucleotides. The record is from the annotation of a GenBank genome assembly. Lineage: Eukaryota; Metazoa; Rotifera; Eurotatoria; Adinetida; Adinetidae.
AUGGGUCAAGGUGAAGUAUCUGAUGCCUUUUUACAACAAGUUUUCCGAAAAGUUGAUGCUGAUGGCUCAGGUUCAAUUUCAUCCAAUGAACUUCAAUCAGCUCUCUCCAAUGGUACAUGGAGUCCAUUCAAUCCUGAAACGGUUCGAAUGAUGAUUGGAAUGUUUGAUCAAGAUGGUUCGGCAACGAUCGAUUUUAAAGAAUUUACAGCUUUGUGGAAUUUUAUUACUCAAUGGGAAAAAGUCUUUCGUGGUUUCGAUGAAGAUAAAAGCGGUUCGAUUGAUAAAAACGAAUUUCGUAAAGCUUUAACCUCAUUUGGUAUGUUCGACCAAGACAAUUCAUCUACUAUCGAUUUUCAAGAAUUUCGAGCACUCUGGCGUUAUGUUACGGAAUGGGAAAAAUGUUUCAGGAGAUUCGAUUUGGAUGGCAGUGGCACAAUUGACAAACACGAGCUUAAAGCAGCCUUGAGCUCGUUUGGUUAUCGUCUUUCGGAUCGGUUUUAUGACUUGUUAAUUCGAAAAUUUGAUCGAACUGGUCGUGGUACUGUUGCCUUCGACGACUUUAUUCAAGCUUGUGUAUCGAUUCAAACGUUAACCAAUGCUUUUCGUCAAUACGAUCGUUUACAAAAUGGACAAAUUACAAUAAAUUAUGAAGAUUUCUUAUCACUUGUCUUCUCACUUAAAAUGCGGCUCAAUCCAAAUUAA